AUGAAGCCGAUAACAUUCGAAAACCUUCGUCGACUUGUCGGCGGAGGUCGUAAAAAGAAAGAAAAAGAAUCAUCUUUCAAACGAAGUGAAUCUUUUAAAAGAAUAUCAAUUCGUAGAAGUUAUUUAGAUCGCGGAAAAAAGAAACAAAUAUCCAAGUUAGAAGUUUCAACGCAAACUGUUACCGAAGAAGAAGACAUUUUGGAAACUGCGAAAGAGACUCCAGGUUCUGUGCAAGUUGAAAAAAGAGAUGUAGCCGUGGCCACUAGUGAUUUAACUAUCAAGAACGAAAUAAAGUGCAAUAAUAAGUACAAAUUAGAACAAAGUAAGAGCGGGCCAGGUCAAAGCGUUAUCGCUUAUGGACAAUGGCUGAGAGGGAUCAGAAAAACUGAAUCUUCAAAUUCUACGGGUAUUAAAGGUUCAGAAAGAACCAUAAUAUACGUACCUGCUUCUGAUGAAAUUGCUCCUCCUCCUGUCAUUCGACAAUUAUCUUCAUCACCUGUUUUGAUAAAAAAAUCAUCAAUCCAAAAAAGGAAAUCCAAACAAAGAAGUCCCAGUUUGCAAAGAAAAGAGAGCAAUGAUUCUGCAGUGGAGAUGUUUCCUUGGGGGGAUAGUACGGAAUUAAAAAAAUCGCCUUUAGUUAGAAAAAGAUCCAGACAAUCUCCUUUACCUCUUUUGCCUGAUUCUGGUGCUGAAGAAAUGUGUUCAUUAUCAAUAAGUUUAGGGCGAAUAUGGAUAGAUGCUCCCACUGGCAUGGCUCCAAGAAGUUUAGAAUUACCAAAGUCUACAGGCCCUCCUGCUCCAGCUCAUCAUUCGCUAGAUAGUGCUCUUAAGGACUUAAGAGAUGAUCCCAUUCUGAUUAAUAGAUUACAGAAAAAACCUACCCCGCCAGUAGGAAGAACAUUAUCAUCAACGAGUAAUACAACUGCUUCAACAGGCUUAUUUUCUAGUAAGGACUCUGGGUUUUCAUUCUCGAUAUCGGCUCCCAAAUUAAAUGAUUUUCACUCAAACUUUGCUUCGCCGCCAUCACGGGGACUUUUUAGAAAAAAGAGGCCGAAGCCAAAAUUAUCUGUCAGUAGGGAUGGCUACUUUAAACGAACAAGUGGUGCUUUAGUAGUAGAUACAAAACGAAAUUCAGUGACAAGAAAACAUAGUGGUAAAAAGAAAAACAAAAAGAAAAAAAGUGUUAAAGAGGGUGGUUCGGUAAGAAGUGAUUUAUACCAAGUAAUGGUUAGUAGACCUUCCAAAUCUUUACGUUCUUUAAAAUUGGAUCCGAUGAUUUUCGUUCCUCCGGAAAAAAGAAAAAGUUGCAUAUAUAGGAAGUCAUCAUUUAAAUAUGGUAUCAGUGAAAUACGGAACUGGACACCUUUAGAUAAUUCCAUUUACGUCAGUCGAAGUACUUAUAGUACUGAUGAGGGGUUAUACGAAAGCCUUACGGGUGACUAUGAAUAUUUAUCAGACGAAUUAAGCUGCAAUAUAUCCCGUUUAACUUUGACUAACGAUGAAUACGAAAAUUUUGCUUGUGGAUCUCCAGUAUCUGAUAAAUCGACAAUUAGUCUUUUGGUCAGUGAUAGCUCUAAAAGUGACAAUCCCUAUGUACCUCUAGGAGUUUCACCAGUACCAAAAAGAAAACCAGUCAGACAGAAAAAAACAGGAUUAAGUCACAAACGGAGUAUUACUUACGUAGUGAAGCCAACCAUUAUCAGGGCUCCUUCAACUUUAAGACGACAAAACAAAAAAGGUGAGAUUAAAGAUUAUUAA
This is a messenger RNA of Diabrotica balteata, 1758 nucleotides long. The record is from the annotation of a GenBank genome assembly. Lineage: Eukaryota; Metazoa; Arthropoda; Insecta; Coleoptera; Chrysomelidae.